Arvicola amphibius (Eurasian water vole) is the source of this 10181-nucleotide messenger RNA. It is a transcript of the gene Usp31, whose product is annotated as ubiquitin specific peptidase 31. The record is from RefSeq and is a predicted model, not a curated record. The transcript has 16 exons. NCBI's taxonomy places the organism in Eukaryota, Metazoa, Chordata, Mammalia, Rodentia, Cricetidae. The coding region runs from base 1 to 4044 and encodes 1347 amino acids. Gene Ontology annotation, molecular function: cysteine-type deubiquitinase activity. Gene Ontology annotation, biological process: protein deubiquitination.
AUGUCCAAGGUAACGGCGCCCGGGCCCGGGCCGCCCGUGGCGGCGGGCGGGAAGGAGAAGCGCUCGUUCAGCAAGCGGCUGUUCCGGAGCGGCCGCGCCGGGGGCGGCGGCGGCGCUGGGGGCCCUGGACCGGCCGCGCCCUCGUCGCCUUCGUCGGCGCGCUCGGUGGGCAGCUUCAUGAGCCGCGUCCUCAAGACGCUGUCCACGCUCUCGCACCUCAGCUCCGAGGGCGCCGCCCCGGACCGCGGCGGCCUCCGCAGCUGCUUCCCGCCCGGGCCGGCCUCCGCGCCUACGCCGCCGCCGUGCCCGCCGCCGCCCGCCUCGCCCGCUCCGCCCGCCUGCGCUUCCGAGCCGGUGCCCGGCGUGGCGGGGCUCCGCAACCACGGCAACACGUGCUUCAUGAACGCCACGCUGCAGUGCCUCAGCAACACCGAGCUCUUCGCCGAGUACCUGGCCCUGGGCCAGUACCGGCUGGGCCGCCCGGAGCCGUCGCCUGAACCGGAGCAGCCGGCGGGUCGCGGCCCGCACGGUCAGGGCGAGGUCACCGAGCAGCUGGCGCACCUGGUGCGGGCGCUCUGGACGCUGGAGUACACCCCGCAGCACAGCCGAGACUUCAAGAGUAUUGUAUCAAAGAAUGCUCUGCAGUAUCGAGGAAAUUCCCAGCAUGAUGCCCAGGAGUUUCUGCUAUGGCUUUUGGAUCGAGUUCAUGAAGACCUCAAUCAUGCUGUAAAGCAGAGUGGCCAGCCUCCUCUGAAGCCACCAUCAGAGACUGAUAUGAUGCCUGAGGGACCAUCUUUUCCUGUGUGUAGCACUUUUGUACAAGAACUUUUUCAAGCCCAGUACAGAUCUUCUUUGACAUGUCCUCAUUGUCAGAAACAGAGCAACACGUUUGACCCUUUCCUGUGCAUUUCUUUGCCAAUUCCACUACCCCACACAAGGCCUCUCUAUGUCACUGUAGUGUAUCAAGGGAAAUGUUCCCACUGCAUGCGGAUUGGUGUGGCUGUGCCUCUGUCUGGGACUGUUGCCAGACUUCGGGAAGCUGUGUCUAUGGAGACAAAGAUCCCCACUGAUCAGAUUGUGCUAACCGAAAUGUACUAUGAUGGGUUCCAUCGUUCCUUCAGUGACACAGAUGACCUGGAGACGGUUCAUGAAAGUGAUUGCAUUUUUGCCUUUGAGACUCCAGAAAUAUUUAGACCUGAAGGAAUUCUCAGUCAAAGAGGCAUUCACUUAAAUAACAAUUUAAACCACUUGAAAUUUGGCUUGGAUCAUCAUAGACUAUCUUCCUCACCAUCAACAGCAGCAAAACAAGGGAAAGUGGACUUGCCCACCAGAGUGGCAAACGACAAGAUUGUUCUGCUUGUGUGUAACCGGGCCUGUACUGGGCAGCAAGGGAAAAGAUUUGGACUGCCUUUUGUCCUGCACCUAGAGAAGACAGUAGCAUGGGACCUUCUGCAGAAGGAGAUCUUGGAGAAGAUGAAGUAUUUCUUGAGGCCUACUGUUAGCAUCCAGGUGUGUCCAUUCAGUUUGCGUGUAGUCAGUGUUGUGGGAAUAACUUACUUGCUGCCUCAGGAAGAGCAGCCUUUGUGCCACCCGACAGUAGAAAGGGCAUUAAAGUCCUGUGGACCAGGUGGUACCGCUCAUGUGAAACUGGUAGUAGAAUGGGACAAGGAGACAAAAGAUUUCUUGUUUAUAAACACUGAAGAUGAAUAUAUCCCUGAUGCAGAGAGUGUCCGUCUGCAGAAGGAGCAUCAUCAUCAGCCACAAACCUGCACUUUAUCCCAGUGUUUCCAACUCUACACCAAAGAAGAACGGCUUGCUCCAGAUGACGCAUGGCGAUGCCCACACUGCAAGCAGCUGCAACAGGGGAGCAUCACAUUAAGCCUGUGGACUCUGCCUGAUGUGCUUAUUAUACACCUCAAGAGAUUCCGCCAGGAAGGAGACAGGCGCAUGAAACUUCAGAACAUGGUCAAGUUCCCCUUGACUGGCCUGGACAUGACACCUCAUGUGGUUAAGAGAAGCCAGAGCAGCUGGAGCUUGCCAUCUCAUUGGUCCCCAUGGAGACGGCCCUAUGGACUCGGGAGGGACCCUGAGGACUACAUCUAUGACCUGUAUGCUGUGUGCAAUCAUCAUGGCACCAUGCAAGGGGGGCACUACACAGCGUACUGUAAGAACUCCGUGGACGGUCUCUGGUACUGCUUCGAUGACAGUGAUGUGCAGCAGCUGUCAGAAGAUGAGGUGUGCACACAGACAGCUUACAUACUUUUCUACCAGAGGCGGACAGCCAUCCCAUCGUGGUCAGCUAAUAGCUCUGUGGCAGGUUCUACAAGUUCUUCUCUGUGUGAGCACUGGGUGAGCCGGCUCCCAGGGAGCAAGCAAGCCAGCGUGACCUCUGCAGCCUCCUCCAGACGCACCUCCUUGGCUUCACUCUCUGAGUCUGUGGAGAUGACAGGGGAAAGGAGUGAAGACGAUGGAGGCUUUUCUACUCGACCAUUUGUGAGAAGUGUGCAGCGUCAAAGCCUGUCAUCCAGAUCUUCUGUCACCAGCCCCUUGGCCGUCAAUGAAAAUUGCAUGCGGCCUUCUUGGUCCCUGUCUGCCAAGCUACAGAUGCGCUCCAGUUCUCCUUCCCGCUUCUCAGGGGACUCCCCGAUCCAUGGGUCUGCCUCCACCCUUGAAAGAAUUGGGGAGGCAGGUGAUGACAAAGUGUCCAUAUCUUGCUUUGGUAGUCUACGGAACCUUUCUGGUAGUCACCAGGAACCAAGUGACAGUCACAAUAGACGAGAGCACAAGGCUGUGGGCCGGGCCCCAUUGGCUGUCAUGGAAGGUGUGUUCAAAGAUGAGUCAGACUCUCGAAAAUUGAACUCCAGUGUUGCAGACACACCAAGCAAAAGUCUAGCACAAGGGGAUUGCUUGCCCCCCAUUUCUGAUCCUUUUGAUAAUAAUAACCAGAUUGCUUAUGUGGAUCAGAGUGAUUCUGUUGACAGCUCUCCAGUCAAAGAGGUGAAACCUCCAAGCCACCCAGACUCCCUCACAAAGAAGCCAGAGAGCACAACCAAGAGAUCCCCUAGUUCCAAAGGCACUUCUGAGCCAGAGAAGAGCGUGCGGAAGGGGAGGCCAGCCUUGGCCAGCCAGGAAUCUUCUCUUUCAAGUCCAUCCCCUUCUUCACCUGUUCCUGUGAAGGUUUCCUUGAAAACUGCCCGCUGUCGGAGCAAAGCAGAUUCUUCCAGGGCCAGUGGAAGGCAUUCAUCCCCUGCCUCUACCCAACCCAAAAAAGAAUCGUCCCCCAGGUCCCAGGAAUCCUUGUCAUCUCCUUCACCACAGAAGCAAAAGUCUGCUUCUGCCUUCACUUACUCUUCUUCUUCCAUAUCUGCCAAAAAAGCCCCAGGCCCUGCCACCAGGGGCUCCUUACCUUCUGGGAAGAGCAGGACUUCUGACCGGAGCUUGAGUAGAGAGGGUUCCAGACAAAGCUUAGGUUCUGACAGAGCCAGUGUCACUUCCACCUCCACCUCCAAACCUAGCUCCCCUCGGGUGAAUCAGGCCAGAUCAGGAGACAACAGAGUUGAUGGCAAACAUGUUCGGAGCUCUUCCAUGGCCAGCCUGCGCUCACCUAGCACAAGUGUGCGCUCUGGGUUGAAGAGGGACAGCAAGUCUGAGGACAAGGGACUGUCCUUCUUUAAGUCAGCCUUGAGACAGAAAGAAACCCGGCGGUCUACUGAUCUUGGCAAGACAACCUUGCUGUCCAAAAAGGCUGGUGGGAGCUCUGUUAAGUCUGUCAGUAAGAACACCACAGAUGACAAGGCAGAGAAAGGCCAUCAGUCCCCAGGCUCACAGCAGCCAAACACAAAUGCAGUUGGAAAAGAACAGCUUGUCUCAAAGGACCCUGCUUCUGCUAAACAUUCCUUGCUAUCUGCUCGAAGAUCCAAGUCUUCCCAGCUAGAUUCCGGAGUUCCCUUGUCUCCCAGUAGCAGGCUGGCCACCGAGAAAGGCUCCAAAAAGCUGUCUUCUAGCAUGCAAACCUCUGCACGGCCUUCUCAAAAACCCCAGUGAUCUUCUACAAUCCGGGUGUUUUAUCUGUACAGAUGUUUAUUUAUUUAGAACUCCCUUCCCACCAAAGCCCUCUAUGCUUUUAUUUUGUGUGGUUUUUUUUUCCUUUGGGGUCAUGUGCCUGACUGUGUGAGAGAAUAUGAGUGUGUGUGUGGAAUUCAAAUUGUUAAAAGCGUCGCCUUAUUCUGCCAUUGAACCAAAUAACAGCCAUAGGCAAAGCAGUGAUACCAAGCUAACUGGAAUAACUGUAGAAAAUAAUCUGGAUAGUCCCUUUAGCAACUGUACCUAUUUCUUUCUAGAGAACACUAAUGAUUUUGGUUGGACACUAGGGUUUGGAAACCUGUGAACCAAUUAAGCUAUCAGUGUGUAGACAGAUGAAUUGUUUGACUUGGGUUUCAUCUGAGCAGAAUUUAUCUUCAUGUAGAUUGUUGAGUGCCAUCAGGAGCUUAGAAAACACACAAAACAAAAACUGUGACGCUAACAACAACAUAAACUGAGGGAAAACUUGCUUUCUGCACUUUGGCCCCAUCUACCAGUCUUUGUAAGGGCAAUAUCUUAACACUAAUGUUUCUCAGGUAUAUAUACUCAGCUAGUCUAGGAUGGAUGUACAUUACUAAUAAAUGGGUUCAAGAGGAAGAUUACAUGGGGAGGAAGAUGACUAUCCUUUCUCCUACUGCCACAGGUAGAGGUUUCAGAGGUAGACAGAAAAUCUAUUGCUACCUUCAUAUCUGCAUUUAUAUGCAUACACUAGCCUGUCUUGACUCCUUGGAUAUGUUCUAAGAUUUGGCAAUUUUUGGAUAGUCAGAAAGCUAGUCACUAAUAUUUUUUCAUUCUAAAUUUGCUGACUAAGGCCAUUGGAAUUUUGAACUGUAGCUGAAUAGUUAAUGCUUUUGAAAGAUUCCCAGAAAAAAAUUUAUUCCAAGCUGGAAGCCUGAGUUUAUGAUUCUCCUCCCCUGAUGUUGCUUUUUUCUGUUAGAAGUUUGAGGAUCUCCUACUCCCCUUGUGUGCAUGCUUACUGCCUUGUCUUGCUGCUCAGAAAAGAAAGAAGUCGCCUCCUACCAAGAGCCACUGGUGGUGUGGUGAUGUGUUGUGAGACAAAGCAUUGCACAUGCACUUUGGAUCGUACCUGUCUUCCUUGUGACUGCUUCUCUAUAGCUCUUUUAUGUCUGCUCUGUCCUGAAGAGUUAACCUCAGACCCAGAACUCAAGCAGAGUCUGGCAUAUGUUCCCUCUGGCAUGUAGUUGCCAAUUGCGUUAUUAUAGAUGAAAAGGGGGACCUCAAACCUCACUGGAUUCUCACAGGUAAAACAUAGUUUUCCAAGCCUUGUGGAAAUCACUUGGAAAUACUUUCCAGCCCAGUUUUUUAGUGUCCUCUUUUCUCCUCCUCCUCUUCUUCCUCAUCCUAUUCCUCCUCCUCCUCCUCCUCUUCUUCUAUAGCAUUUGUCACUUUGUCAUUAAAUAUAUAGCAUGUUGAGUUUAUGUGUAAUUACAUACUAAAGCUCAUGGUUCCCAGGUCCACAUGAACUCCUUUUUCAGUAUUUCUGUGAAGUGGCCGUGGUGCAUAUGUGCAUGCAGUUUGAUUUCUGCACUGUCCUUUUGUUCUUUAUGUUAAGAAUACCUCCUGGGAAGUACUUUCCACUAGUUACUUAAGUUUAUUUUGCUGCUAAUAUGGACAUUAGCUGGUAGCUUGCAGGUUCAGGGUGACUGGGAUUUUCAGCCCUUGUGGUAUUUGAGGCUUAGGUGUUCAGCUUUGUGCCCGUUACCACAGUGCUCCACGCAAUCCAGUGUGUGUGAGCAGUGCCCAUUGCACUCAGUCCUGUACUGGCUGCUUCUGUCCCUCCUCCCCCCGCCCCUUGUGGCUUCCGAAAGCCUCCAGGCUUUCUGGCCUGCCUUUGUGUGACUGAGGUGACAGCUGCCUUUUCGUGUCAUCGUUCAGUGGCACAAGGUCAGCCCCAGCAGUGUUUAGUCACCAAUCUUGUUUUAUUUUCUAAAAAAGCAUCAAAUGUGAGGCCAUCAGUAUCAGGAAUUGAGCAUUUGUGUGAUUUGAGCCUCUGAAAUGAUCUUAGAAUUAGAGUGUGAUAAGACAAAGGAUUUUAAUAACAAGCUGUUUUGCCGUAAUUAAGAUGACUAGAAGCUAGUUUAAUUUUCACAGUACUAUAUAGUUUUAUUCUUGAAUGCAGUAGGAAUGGAUCCUCCCUCCCACAUGUAUCAUGUUUUCUUAAACAAACAAAACAGAAAAAUCCUCUACAAGUCUCUACUUUUCCAUGGGAUCAAGAAAGACAGUUUCUAUAAUGUAAUAAAAUUGAAAAGAUGUCUGUAUAUGGAGUUUAGUCCUUAUUUCAUAUUUAAUAGAAAAAACAUUAUUGUCUAGGCUAUGAAGCUGCGAUGCUUCAUAGUGAGGUUGGGAAACAAUGCAAUCUAAUUCCUUCCUGCUGGGGUGUGUUUAAGACCCAGAAAAGGCUGCUCUGACAGUGUUGUCUGAAGUGAAAGAGCUUAUUGAGAGCGUUGCUGCUUGGUUCAUUCAGUUCUGUGGCAGGGUUAAGUCAUUGCAGUCUUUUCCCAGUGAUUUGGAUAUAGUGAACAUAUGUGUGCUUUGGGGUCAAAAAUCACCUGCUCAGAUGGUAGACCUGAGUUUCUGUUUGGCAACCCACUGACCCUGGUUAGGGCAGUCAUUCCCCGCAGGAACACAGCACUAACCAACAGUGAUGCAUUGGUAAUUUGGGGGGGAUGUUAUAUAAGCCCCCCCCCUUAUCCUUGCUCUUUUCCUGUAGAACACCUUGCGCACGAGGCUACACCAUCCCUUAAGCCAGCCUUCCUCCUUGCCUUCAUGAUGAUGCUCACUCAUGUCCCUUACAACCCUAGCCAACCUCAUUUAUUUCUUCUUAUGCCUGAGAGUGAGUAGUGCCAUAUCCAAUCAAUAGAGCAAUGUGGUAUAUCUGUGCUGUGCCACAUUUAAUUCAUUUGGGCCUGCUUUGCAGAGGCAAACAGAAAGCUUCAGCAAUAUGCUAUAGUUGAGGGGUCCUGGGAGACAUCAAAGCAAACAGGGCCUGCCAUGGAGUGAUGGUCUUCAUCAGAAACACCCAAACAGAUUAUUGUUGGGUCAGACCUGAGGUUCCUUGAGUUUUUGUCUAGAAACCAAAAGUGUCCUUGUUUAUCUCUGGAGACACUGUGGUCUUCUGGCCACAGGAUCAGACUGAGCUGUCUGUACUGUAUAGUGGUUAAAGUCUAGUACCUGGUCACUUUACAGUAGAAUCAACCCCCUGUUUCUAUGAGAUGGCUAUGGAGAUUGUUGAGGGUGGGAUGCACUGCCACCCUUCUAACUAGUAAGUAGGAGUGGUGUGUUAAGGGAGCAGUAGUGGCAGGUUAAGGGAUAUGGAUUAAAGAGUUGUGAACAAAGCUCAUUUCAAAUAAACCCUCUUUAAGUGGAUGGACACGAGGCAUCACAUCUCAUUUUGAUAGAUUACUAAUAGCUGAAGUUACAGUUUCCUGUGUAGAUUGUCAUUGAAUACAAAGGUAAUUAGUGUUUUGGUUUGGAUUUUUGAGCUAGGAUGAAAAUCAUAAGCACAGUUUCAAUAAAACACGGUUUGGAGGUGCAUUGAUACUUAGAUUUUUGGAGUUGAGAAGGGAAAAAUUUGCUGACAAACCAGUGCCUACCAUAAAGACAACUUAGCUGCUAGUAUGCAGGCUGCUCCUGCUUGACUUUUAUAAAGAGCUCAUUGCUAUCCAGCUGGCUGCACCUUCAGUUGGGACAUCAUGCUUUGGUUUCAGUCAGUGCUCGGAGUCCCGUGCUGCCUUGUGAUCAGACCCCAAAUUCUUCUUCCUAGCUGCCUUUUGAGCAUGACCGAUCAUUUUUACCCUCAAGUAGAGACAGCAGUUUUGCAUGCCCUCAUCUAACCCAGAAAGCAUGCUCACACUACCUAUGCAAGCAACCGAUUGAAAAGCAUACAGAGAAACUACACUAAACGUUGAGUUUUAAAAAAGAAAAAGACAACUCAGAUCCUGGAGCUCUAUUUUUUGAAUUUGUAAUUUUUAAAGCGUGGCUUCAUCAUCAGUGUAGGUGAGCCUGAGUGUGAAUUUUAGGUUGCUUUGCAUCUCUUUCUCUGCCAGUCUUUUUUUUUUAUAUCAUUGGUGAGAUUGUGUGUAAAAUAGUAUUUUGCAAGCAGGAGUGGAUUGGAUAUGUUGAACAUACACUGGUGUAUAUAUUGUAUUUAGCCUGAAGACUUUCCUAAAGUAUUUUGUUCUAAGAAAUAACCUGCCAUUUUCUAUAGAUUUUAAUUUUUUAUAUCUUCUGGUGUCCUUCAUCACAAGGAGAGAUAUGGCUUCAUAUAGUGCUAACAAUUUUUAAAUGCUUUUGUAGAGACUCGGAGGUGUUUAGGAAGACUCUGGGACUUCCCACCCACUGGUCUCAGUAAGAUUAGGGAUGUGGAAUGUAUGGUAGUGUUAAACAAUGGAUUCAGGUCUAGAUCCGUCUCACAUUCAUUUAAAACCAUUGUUUUCCAUGGGGCAGGGAUGGGGCAGAGGCUCAUAGCAUAUGUGAAAGAUGUCUUUGAAUCUCAUACAUACACUGUCCCGAGGCCUCUUCUGGAUGAUUCACCCUAGGUCACUAGGAUCAUCAAGGGACUUGGAAGGCCCGGGCCUCUCCCAGGCUUUUGAUGCUGGGUGACUUUCUCUCCUUAUUGCAGUCAGAAUCGAGAAGGAUGUGGUACACCAUCUUUUUGCCAACAAUUUAUGGCGAGAAUCAUCACUGCCAUACAAAGUACUCAGGAGGAAUUCCAGUUGCAUUGGACAAGAAAAUUAAAAGAAGCUGUCAAUCCCCUGCCUGAAUUCAGGGGACAAGAGCUUUCUGACUUCAAGGCCUGAUUUGGACCUGUGAGGCAUUUUAUGGGUGGUAUGUUACUUGCCAGUCUGGGGAUUGUUCUUACUUCCUGGUGGCAAGCAGAGUGCUCCAAGGGGUCCGAAUUCAUUCCCAGAGCCUCUGUUCAGAUUCUGCUGUGGGGCUGAGACCCAUGCAGGAAGGGAAGUCACUCCAUGUUAGAAAAUGUGGCAGAAGACGGUAGAAAGCUAGCUGUCUAGCCGUGCAGACCCUGCUCUGCUUUUGGCAGCACAGUUGCAAACCACAGGCUACACAGGCCCCUUGCUCUGAUUGCACUCCACUCCAGGUCUUUCCUACUCAGAAUGUAGCUCUAGGAGUCCUUUUAAAUUUAAAAACAAAUGUGAAACAUUCUGUUGAAAUUAUUUUGACGCUCUCAUUGCUAUUUUUUCAUGUAAUUAAACCAAUACCUAUCCAGGAAUUUGGCAGUAUAUGUUACCUACAGAGGCACAUGAAGUUUGGUUUUAAUCUGUGGUGAGCCAGGUGCACUAUACCAUCUUCGAAAUAAUAUACUGUGCUGUGUGGCCUCAUCCCAUUGAACAUCAGGCUGCCUACAAAAAGGAGAAGGAAACCGUUUAUCUGACGUGGCUCAUAUUUUAAGGAGUAAGGGUAUCGGAAAAAAUCAGAGCUGGAACAGCUUUGGCACACGGCCUCCCAGAGUCGAGCUCUCUGCUGCUGUGAACACGCAGCAUGAACUUCCCUAGGUGCUAUUCCAGACUGGGGGACUGUGCUUCUGUGCCUGCGGUAGUGUCUGUCUUUCCUGUAGGCAUUUAUGUUCUGUGUAGGUCUGCUCACCGACUGUGCCUCUCACCACUGGUUAAAAUUGAAUUUGGGCCUCAUUACCAAAAUGGUUUCUUGAUUCUCUUGUGUAUUUACAGCGGCGUUUGAUUUCUCUAGUUGUCUUAAAAGCUGCAUGUCAUAUCACUGUACACAAAAUGCUUUGGUGUCAUUCAUGAGCCAGUAGUGAGCUCUGUAUAAAUUCUUCAGUAAAAGGAUGGCAGAGUAUCUUUCCUGCAGGCUGGAAGAAAGUGUAUCCUACAUUUUAAAUUAUUUUAGGCCAAGUGCAUGAGGUAUGUCACUGCCUUCUGUUAUUUAUUUGUAUAUUUUAUUAUUCAAGGUGUAUGCACUUUUAAGAAGCAGAAUUUAUAUUUUUAUGUUUAAAACAUUUUAUUUCCGAGACAGCAGUUGGUUAUAUAGUAUACAAUUGGAAUUAAGAGAAAACUGGAAAUGUAACAAAACUUAAUAAAUUUACUACAUGAUGCCUUCUUCAA